This is a messenger RNA of Orbicella faveolata, 1377 nucleotides long. RefSeq lists its product as uncharacterized. The record is from RefSeq and is a predicted model, not a curated record. Lineage: Eukaryota; Metazoa; Cnidaria; Anthozoa; Scleractinia; Merulinidae.
CUCCUGACGACUAAAUUAAAUAGUUUCUCAGUAUUUUAAUGCCACCAAAAAAAUUCACGUCUCUUUGCCAAUUAGGGAAGUUUUGUCGAAACUCUAAAAUCAAGAAAAAUUAUUCGAUGCCACUCUUAAUUUCAAAUGGGAAUAGGUCGCAAGGAAAAUACCUUCUCUAUAGUUUACAUAGCUUUAUGCAUUUCUCCACUUGGCCACCGGCAAUUUCUCCAAUUAAAAACUAAUAUUGUGAGUUGGCGCUAAAAAUUGGGAAACAUUCACAUGCGUUGUUGUUUUGCACAGGUAAAAAAAGAAGCAGCAUGAGGAAAAAACUGCCUACUGUUUCCUUUCAAAACUAGCACUAUCGUUUCAAAAUUCGCCAUUGAGAGGAAAUUUGUCUUGAGUGAGAGAAACGAUAUUCAAUUUUCGCAGCAUUUCCACUGAUAUAAAAAAACACAAAUCCAAUUUGAGUAGAAGCUAGUAGACGACUUGAAGUACAGCUUUCAGAGAGUUUGAAUGUCCCCGUUACUAAACUAAAAAAAGCACCACUUAACCAAAGUUUCAAUUCAAAUUUUUACAAAGAGAGAACACGUUUUCACGUCGGAAAAUUCCGCUAUAAGUUUUUAACACGGAGAAUAACGUCUCUUUAAUAGAAUUUGCCUCUCACCGUUACCCUACUUUAAUGUGCACUGAUCUGGUCGUUGUAAACGUUUUUUCGUAGCGAGAUCGCGAAGAACUAAGAAAAUAAUGGCCUUCAUUUCACCUAAAGUCUCUACAAUGCCCUUGUUGUCUCUGUCGGCGAUGUUUUUGCUGAUGUACUGUGCCGGAGCAAAUAACAAAACCAAUCAACCAUCGUACAAAAUGCAGCCUCCUGCUUUAUGUUAUGGUGGUAUCCCUGGUAUGCAUGGCAAGCCUGGGUCUCCUGGGGCACCAGGUCGUGAUGGUCGUGAUGGCCGUGACGGAGCCAAAGGUGACCGGGGCAGUCCGGGGAAGACUGGACCCCAGGGAACUCCAGGAACUCCUGGUAUCAAUGGAAAGAAUGGCGCCAAAGGAGCACCUGGAGUCCAGGGGCCCCCCGGCCAAAAGGGGCAGCACGGAGACAGUGGAACAAGUGGAAACCCUGGGACUCCUGGUGUGAUGUCUUACAAGAACUGGAAAGAGUGUGCAUGGAAAAACUUGAAUGACCAAACAGAUAACGGUCUGAUCAAGGACUGUGUGUUCACCAAGAACUUCUCUGACACUUCCCUCCAUGUUUACUGGACUGGUACUCUAAUUCCCGGAUCUUUAUUGAGGAAGUUCCCAAACCUCAGGCUUAGAUCUCGAGACAAAACAUCCAUUCCUGCACAAAACGCUUAUAAUGGGACGGUGAUAAAUUGCUUAAUUAUAUAA